AUGAAUCCUGCAGAUCAUUGGAACCCUGGAUGGCAACAGUUUGUUUUGAAUCAGCAGAGAGCACAGGCCGGGGGUAAUAGACAAGCACAGCCACAAGCAGCGUUGAACCAAUUUGUACCAGCUAGACAGAAUAAUGAAAGAAAUGGACAACAACAACGUCGCAACAACGUUCCCGCUCAAAACAGAAGAAUCCAAAAUCGGAAUGCGGUUCGCAGAGAACACCGUAACCCUGCGAGAGAGCUAAUAACACGAGACGACUUGGAAAGAAUCGAGGCAACGACACGUAAAAACUUUCAGACACGGACUGCAUUGGAGUACGAUAAUAGAGAGAAUCAGUAUGAUAUUGAUGAAAAGUCAAAGCAAUUCUCAACAACACCGAAGAAUCUAAACAGUGGAGAUAUUCAAGUUCAAAGCGAGGAGAAUAUCUGUUCAAACCUUCGAGUCGAAAAUCAAAAUGAAACUAUCCUAACGACGAAAGAACUCCUGCCUAAUUUUGAUGCCAUAGAGCAAGAACUCAGUGAUGCAUUGGCUAAUCUCGAGAUACAUUUGAGAACCAACGCUCUGGAAUACGAACUUAUCGAUAAUCUAUACGUUGAUCUCAUCGAAAGUGUUGGAAAACUAACAAACGAAACCAAUGAACUCGAUGACAUUUUACGUCGUGUAGACAGAAUGCGACUUCAGCAAUAA
Molecule: messenger RNA, 687 nt
Organism: Caenorhabditis briggsae
Lineage: Eukaryota; Metazoa; Nematoda; Chromadorea; Rhabditida; Rhabditidae
Exons: 5
Coding region: 1-687 (228 amino acids)
Source: RefSeq, a predicted model, not a curated record